Messenger RNA from Brenthis ino (lesser marbled fritillary), 3597 nucleotides. NCBI's taxonomy places the organism in Eukaryota, Metazoa, Arthropoda, Insecta, Lepidoptera, Nymphalidae. The record is from the annotation of a GenBank genome assembly.
AUGGGUGAAAGCAGUAAAUCUCUUCGAAUAGAUUGGUUUGAUGGCUCUGUUACACAAGAAACAAGGCCUAACCAUUCACAAUAUUUAAAUGAGGAAAUCUCUAAACCGAAACCACAGUCAACAUUACGUGAAACAGAAAAGAAACCUAUAGGAUUCAAGCGAUUGCUUGAUCUUUCUCUAUUGAAACCACCGAUUUUGAACCUCGAACUCUCUAACAGGCGAGGGUUUUGGUAUCUUUUUAAUGGAAAUCUAAAAGGCGACUUUAUAGUACUUUUAGUUAAAAUCAUAAGUUCGGUUUACAAAUCCUUAGAACCAAAUGAUACAUCAAAAAUAACUACAUUAUUAAUCUAUAAAUUCCAAAAAUCUAACUUUUUAUUCCAACUAAAAGAUUAUUUGAAUACUAUACCAAAAGUGAAAACUGUAGAUAAGCGCAUGAAUAUGCAAUUAUGGGAUGAUGUGGAGUCAUUUUACUUUUUGGUUCUUGAUUUAUGUGUGGCAAUUUUUAAGUCUGGAUUAGCACCUAAAAUAUAUUUAGAGCAAUUAUAUGAUAUAUUAGAAGUAGCAGAAGUUAGUGCUAUCAAAGUCCAAGAAAAUCAUAUGGAACCUAUUAGAGAAAAAUUCUAUCAACAAUUACAUCAAGCAAAGAUUGUAUUAAAUCAAUCUAUUAGUCCUUUUAUGGAAGAAGUAGCCAUAAACACAAAACAGAUAACACCUGAAGAGACUUAUAUUAUGAAUAAUUUUAGAAAUCUUGAUAUCUUCCCAAAUAGAAAGGAUCUUCUUGAAGAUAAAAAUGUACAAAUUGAACCAAAUCUUAUUGAUGGAGCAUAUCCAACUGUUAUGACUUAUUUGGAUUUACAGUUUAAGUUAUUAAGAGAAGAUUGCUACGGCCCAUUGAGAGAAGGAUUAACUAAAUAUAUGGCAAAUCCAUCUAACACAAGAUACGAAAAUAUCAGAGUGUAUCCAAAAGUUCGUGUAAUACAAACAUAUGCAAGCAGAAAUAAAGUAGGCUAUUUAGUAGAUAUUGCUUGGAAUGAACGUUUAAAUAACAAGUCUGUGAAUUUAAAGAAAUAUGCAUCCAAUAAGUGGCUUAUGUGUGGUUCACUGUUGCUUUUCACUAGUGAUAAUUUCCAGAACAUUUUGUUUGCAUCUGUACUUGACUCAAACUUGGAUUUACUUAGUCAAGGAUAUAUAACCGUCACGUUCCAAAACCCAGUCCCACAUGAAAUUUUCUCCGAGCAAUACUUAAUGGUGGAAAGUGAAGUGUUUUUCGAACCUUACCAUAGAGUGUUAAAAGUUUUACAAACAUUACCUUCUAAUGACUUGCCAAUGAAAAGGUACAUUUUGGAUGUUCAGAAAGAAACAAUGCCGCCUGCAUAUCUGAAAUCAGGCAAAAUAUAUUCAAUACUCAAUCAAAACAAUAAAGAAAUAUUAUUCUCUGCGAUAUCAGAUAGUUGGCCGUCUGAGAAACACUUCGGCUUAGACAAAUCUCAAAUGGAAGCGUAUAAAUUCGCAUUAUCAAAAGAAUUUGCUGUAAUCCAAGGACCUCCUGGUACAGGGAAAACGUUCUUAGGAAUCAAAGUGGCUUCAACCCUCCUUAGAAACCUAUCCCUUAUUGGGACCCCAAUGUUAAUCAUUUGCUACACAAAUCACGCACUCGACCAAUUUCUGGAAGGUAUCAUCAAAGUCACUAGCGAUGUUAUAAGAUUAGGCCACCAAAGUAAAAGCAAAAUUUUAAACCCAUACAACUUACACAAUAUGCGAAUAAAAAUGAAGUCGCGACACUCGCACCUUUACGCGAAGAAACGUUCGGAAUUGAACAGCGUGUUUAAAAACAUAACAGAUGUACAAUCCGAUAUAGAAAUGUGUGACAAAGAAAUACUUACAUAUAAAACUAUCAAAUCGUAUUUGAAUCGCCUUGAUAGAAUGCCAUAUUUAAAGUGUUUUAACGAGGAUGCUAUAUUAACUUGGCUGUUUGGACAUUUAGAUAGGGUUGAUGAUUUAACGUAUAGUUUGGACAAUUGGGAAAAACAAUACGAAGAUUUCCAAAUCACAGAUAAAAUAGAAAGCUGUUUUUCUGAAAAAUGGGCAUUAAAGGAAAUAAAAUCAAUGCAAAACAGCAUAAAUUACGUAAAAAAUAUAGAAGAUAUAAACUUGCAAAGUCAAAGUGUGAUACGUAAGUUUGAGAUGGAGAUAGAAAAAAUAAAGAAAAGGCUUCAAUGUUUUAAAAAAUAUAUGGCGACAUUGUAUAAUAAAAAGAAAGGGUGUCUUUCUAAGAUGCCUAUUGUAGAUUUAUAUAAACUAUCGACUGAUGAAAGAUGGCAACUGUAUUUCAACUGGGUUGCACUUGUUAAGGAUCAUUUGAUGAUCAAAAUGAAUCUGUUAGUGGAGAAACACAAUGAAUUGAGUCGUGAAUUAGAUGAUAUAUCGACAACUUUAGACACAGAGUUGAUGCAAACCAUACGAGUGGUCGGCGUGACGACGACGGUGGCCGCGCGCCGACGGGACUUGAUGAACAAACUGAAGUCGCCUAUUGUUAUAGUAGAAGAGGCAGCCGAAGUUCUAGAGGCUCAUAUUGUCGCUUCGAUUACGUAUUAUUGCCAGCAUCUCAUACUUAUUGGUGACCAUAAACAACUGAGGCCUACAGCCGCACAUUAUAUAUUGGCAAAACAUUAUAACAUGGAGAUAUCUCUCUUCGAACGCAUGAUACGUAACGGUGUUCACGCGCGUACUUUGACCACGCAACGACGUAUGCGUAAAAACUUCAUGGACCUAUUAGUCCCUACAAUAUACGAUUAUUUGGAUUGUCACCCUACUGUCUUGGACUAUCCACCUGUGAAAGGAAUGAAAGACACCCUAUUCUUCUAUAACCAUAACGUGUUUGAGGAUUCUAAGUACUCAAAAGAAAGUUGGAGUCACGUAAAUACGUUUGAGGCUAAAUGGAGCGCGUCCUUAGCGAACUAUUUACGUAAGAUGAAGUAUGAAGCUCAUGAGAUCACGAUUUUAACGACUUAUAAUGGCCAAGUUUCAAUUAUAGAAGAGAUAAGCAAAAAGUAUCCAUUACUGAGAAACGUUAAAAUAACAGUUGUAGAUAAUUAUCAGGGGGAAGAGAACAGGAUAGUGAUAUUAUCACUAGUGAGGAGUAACAAGGACAGAAAUAUAGGCUUUCUGUCAACUUCUAAUAGGAUUUGUGUCGCUUUGUCUAGAGCUAAAGAAGGUUUCUACAUGUUUGGUAACAUGGAGGUUCUUCAAUCGGCCAGUCCAAUAUGGCGAGCAAUACAUGAAAAAUUAAAAGACCAAAAGGCUAUAGGAUCGGAAAUUGCUUUAGAGUUGAAUGAAAAUCAGGAGAAAGUAAUCGCUAUUAACAACACCCUUACAAACAUCGCUGAACUGGACUCCUGUGGGCCCACAGAUGACAGAAGUACAUGGGAUUUUCCUCAUGAAGAUUUAAGCAAUUUAUCGCUGCAAACGCCUGAUGAGUACGAUGUUAUGUUUGAAGACGAAGUUAAUUCAAGUAAUGGGGAUUCGGACCACAUCAGUCAGGGGAGCGUGGCCGAUCAAUUGGAUGAAGAAACAGAUCUUGUAUCUGAAAUAGCGGAA